CGAAAAGCAUCAAGAUUAAGUAGGGAAGAAGAUCAGCAAAUUGAAGGAAGGACGUUUCAGAAGAGGGGGGAUGAGAGAUGAAUUAGGUGGUACAGAGAGAGCGACGUGAGCGAGAAGUCUCAGUUCGAACCCUUCCGCCUGCUUACACUUUGGGAAAAAAGAAAGAAAGAAAAGGAGUAAGGGCCUUUCAAAACUGGACUCCGCACUCUACGUCGAAGGCGGAAGUACUCUAACAGAUAGGAAACGACACAAGUACACACAACCAACCGAGUGCGCGAAACAUUCAGUGUCCAUCUCCGAGCGCCGUCGUUUCAUAGGGGGAUAAUGGAAGACGGACAAACGCGAAAAUGGAAGCGAUACGGAAGAGACACGACUUACUCACCUAUAAACAAUCUGGAUGACGGCUGUCUGAUGCAUAUCUUCAGCUUUCUUUCCCCUAAACCUGAUCGGUAUAACACCGCCCUCGUUUGCCACAGAUGGCACUUCCUUGCUUGUCAUCCACGGCUUUGGCUUCGCGUAGAUCGUUCUGUCAAAAAUUUAUCUAAGCCAGGUGUCUUCCCCAGCAUUGAAACAGCUGUUGCUGCAGCAAGGCCUGGGGAUACUAUUCUGAUUGCAUCAGGCGGAAGUCAUCUAGCAUCCAACAUCCAGAUCAAAAAACCACUUUGCCUGAUUGGAGCAGGGGAGCUUCCUGAUGAUACAACACUUGUCUGCUCACGAGGCUUUGACAGUGCACUGGAGUUUUCAUCCACCUGUAAACUGGCUAAUUUGACAGUCCGGGCAGAGCUUGGUUGCUGCCUGCUUCAUAGGAGUGGAAGGCUAAUAAUCGAUAGCUGUAUUCUUCAGUGUGAGUCAAAUCCAUUGGACCAUCUCUCAUAUGCAAUAGUGAGCACAGCCAGUGCCACUGAGUACGAGGUAGUGCCAUCUGCUGUAAAGAGCUGCAGUGACAGUGUGUCUGUUUCCCGAACUAGAAUUGAGGGAGGUGCUAAGGCUGUUUUAGCCAGUGGGGCUCUUUCAUUGCAGCAAGUUCGUGUAAUUUAUGCACGGGCUUCUGUCUUUUUCUGGUUUGACAUGGAGCAUCAACAACAAUAAUCACUAACCAUGUUGUAAUUGGAGGAGUUAGAUCGUGUAUUUAGUCUGAAGUUGAUGCUACUGGAGGCCGAUUAUGUUGUUCAUCAUUUAAUUUUAAUUCUCGUGGGAAUUUAUUAUUCCAUGCAUCAUUGGUGCUAUUACUAUUGCUUGAUUGCUGUUGCAUUUAAGACGUACAACUCAUUUUCUUACUGUAAUAUAUAUUAUUUUGCUCUUCAAAGAAAAUUUA
Coffea eugenioides is the source of this 1315-nucleotide messenger RNA. RefSeq names its product F-box protein SKIP5. The transcript is spliced from 5 exons. Gene Ontology annotation, molecular function: protein binding. NCBI's taxonomy places the organism in Eukaryota, Viridiplantae, Streptophyta, Magnoliopsida, Gentianales, Rubiaceae. The coding region runs from base 325 to 1089 and encodes 254 amino acids. The record is from RefSeq and is a predicted model, not a curated record.